AUGGUUGAGAGGAAGUCGGUGAAGGUCUUGAUUGAGAGGAAGACCUUCUUGAUUAGGUUGGAAGGUGAGCAAGGAGGUGAAUGGUGUUCGAUGACAGAGAUAAGUAGAGGCUCUGUUUUUGCAUUAAGUUUUGAAAAUGAGGCAGUUGGGUGGUUGGUUGAAUGCUUGAUGAAAGCCUUAGCAUUGAAGAAUCAUAUGGGUUUCAACAAAAAAUUCAGGGGAAAAUGCAGGGCUCAUCUGUUGGAAGUGGGCUUCAACAACCAUGGAAGGUUCAUAAGGAUCUCGGAGUUCGCUACCAACAGAAAACCUCCAGUUCUGAUCAUUCCUGAGGGUGACAAGGGCAGAGGUUGGGAGAGUAUCAAAAAAGCGUUAGCUACAAUGUUGGUGGUCCCAUAUCCGAGUGCAGCAGAGAAAGGAAGGAAUAUAAGAGGGGAAAGUUGGCCUCACAACAAAGUGGGUUCGAUGUACAGAUCCUAUGCCAAGACAGUUAGUGACGAAGGGCCAAGAGGAGGAGGUCUAGUUCCAGUGGGUAGGUGGGCGCGAGCUGUGGUAUGUGAAAGCAAGUUUGACAGGGAGAAUUGGGCUGGGGUUGGAAGAUUGGUGGCGAGAAGCUUAGGGAAGAAUGGCGUGGUAACGAUCGUACCCAUUUCAGCUGGAAAGGGUGUAUUUUUCGUUGAAACAACCGAGGAAGCCAUAUUUCUCCAUGAUUUGAGGAAGUUAAAGGCUGGGGAAAGGAACUUCAUUCAGUUGCGAAGAUGGUCGCCGAAGGAAAAUGCGGAAUUAGACGGGAAAUUUAGAGAAUGA
Molecule: messenger RNA, 804 nt
Organism: Vitis riparia (riverbank grape)
Lineage: Eukaryota; Viridiplantae; Streptophyta; Magnoliopsida; Vitales; Vitaceae
Exons: 1
Coding region: 1-804 (267 amino acids)
Source: RefSeq, a predicted model, not a curated record